Molecule: messenger RNA, 2200 nt
Organism: Styela clava
Lineage: Eukaryota; Metazoa; Chordata; Ascidiacea; Stolidobranchia; Styelidae
Source: RefSeq, a predicted model, not a curated record
AUGAAAUUAGUGAACGGACAAAUGUUAGAUCAAGGCAACCAAUCGUUUGGACAAAUGAAAUCGCUGGAAGAAAAACUAGAAAAAGAAAUCAACAAUUCGGUUUCGAAAAUGAAGGAGAUUAUAACUAAUGACGACAUUUCACGAUUGAACUUUUCUUUUUCUUUCCUGGCAAGAAUUACACAAGCUUUCCCCGAGGAUUGCACGAAAGUUAUUCGAAGCUAUGCAAAAAUUCAGAACACCACCGGUGGAGAUAUAUAUCCAGAGUCGAGAGACAAACUUGUCGAAGUUUACUGCGAUAUUGUAACAGAUGGAGGCGGAUGGAUCGUCUUUCAAAGAAGAAUGAAUGGAACGGAAAACUUCUACAGAGAAUGGAACGACUAUGUCAAUGGAUUCGGAGAAAAAAAUAAAGAAAUGUGGUUAGGCUUGGAAACAAUCCAUCAGCUAACUAAAGAGAGAAGUUACGAACUGAGAGUUGAUUUAGCAGAUUUUAACGGAAACACUGCAAAUGCUAAAUAUGGGACGUUCUCAAUCUCAUCUUCGAGCGAUCGAUAUCGGUUGAUACUUGGAGAAUAUUCUGGAACGGCUGGAGAUUCAUUGACCAUUCAUAACAAUAUGCAGUUUAGUACGAAAGAUUCUGACAAUGACAAAUAUUCCGGCAGCUGCGCAAUCGAUUACGGUGGCGCUUGGUGGUACAAUCAGUGUCAUCUUUCAAACCUGAAUGGGAUGUAUUACCAGGACGGGCGAGUUAUUACGAAAUCCGUUAAUUGGUAUCACUGGAAAUUAGAUCGCCAAUCUCUGAAAUUCAGUGAGAUGAAGUUCCGGAAAAAACAAUAACUUCUCAAUUGCUGCAUUCAAUGAAACAUUUCAAUAUGUAAUGUUAUUACAAUACUCUGUAUAUUAUUAGUCCGUUGUGGUAUCACGCGUUCCUCAAAAACUUUUUUGUAUUAAAUUAAUGACUCAAUAAUGUAAAAAAAUGGUUUCACCUAUGUCUAAUUUUUCCGUUUUAAAACUACAUCAAAAAUGAAGAUUUGCUGAAAAUAUAUAGAAUGUGUAAGAUAUUGGGUUGACACACAUUAUCUCAAUGCAUGUGCUAAAGAAACUUCUUUAUUAAGCGCAGUCUACUUUAAUCGUGUAUUUCAUAAUUGACCAACGAAAGCUUACAAUGAAUCUGAAAUUCUGUGAUUAAAAUAGCAUGUUAUCGUCGUCACAUUACUAUUUUUGUUCAAUUUUAUUUUCGCAAUGAAUUAUUUUCAGAGUUGCCGACAGCAAUGUGAAGAUAUUUUGAAUUACAGUCAUUGUGCCGCUUCUGACAAUAAUUUUUUAUUCGAUUCAUUAAAUGAACGCGUUUUCAUGAAUUUAUAUUGCGAGCCUUUCGCAUCAAGAGCAUGAGUGGGAAUCCGUUCUUGCAAAGUCUUGAUAUUAACGUACCUACUUUUUUUGUUUUAGAAGUUCGACGACUUAAGCAAAUGGGUAAUGUGUAGCACAGCUGAUGACUAGCGUAACAUUUGGCGUUUCGAAAGGUAUGAACUAAAUUUGUGAAAAGCGCGUCACGUUGAUGUAGCUUACGUAAUCACAUACAUACAUGUUCUGAAAUGAGGAAAGCUGUUGUUGGCGCGUUCGAUGCAAAAAAGAACAUGUUGUUAGAAUUUUGAAUCCCACACCUGGUCAACAUACUUUGUCGCUUUAUGUUUAUUAUGUAUCGACUGUCUGUCCGUCGUUUAUAUGCAUUUUACAUACUAUUUACUUGUUUAUCGUUAUAAUUCUAUUUGGCAUCCGAGACAGGUGUUUCAAAUGUCUGGAAUAAAUACCUAAUAAUAUUCUGUGCAAAAAAAACGAAAUCAUUGUACUCUAUCGCUAUAUUUCCAUUCUUAUAAUCGUACUUACUGCUGUAUUCAAAGGUCUGCGAGCUAAUAUAUUUUAUUGCUACGUUGAAUCACACUUCCUAUUAUAUUUUCUGCUACCUUUCUAAUAUAAAGUUCCCCAUUGGGACAAACAAGUAUGAAUAAUAUACUCAAAAUAUUGCAUUGAAUAUUGUUGUUUUUUUAUCAAGUAUGCAUGGACCAAUGAAAGCUUAGAAUAAAUCAUUCUGUGAUCGAACAAUAUUAUAUUAUCGUCGUCACAUAGUUUUAGAUAAACACUAUUCAAAUAUAAAAACCAGUGAUAAAUUCGAAUACUCACUAUUGAGUCUAUAUUAUCAUGC